ACUCGAGGCAGCUCCUAGAAGCCUGGAGAAAGAGACAGCCAGUGCUGAGUGCUCAAGUGGAAAUGCCUGGGUUGCCGUGGCAGAUGGAUGUGAAGGGAUAAAAAGGCUCAGGAAAGGGGGCACACUGGAAUCGAUAUGUAAUGUGAGGCCAGAAGAUCCACAGUGGGGCGGGGGUUGGGUUAGUUUCCACCGGGGGUUCCACUGAAACAAGAGCCUAGAGAGAUAUAUAAUUUGUAUCUUUCUUGACUAGUAAGCUUUAGUUUCUAAAUUUUCUAGAAUAAGCCGUCAGUAGGAAAGCAAGUAAGUCAACACGAGUUCUCAUUUGAUGAGCUUUCAUGGAUGCAUACUGCAGAUUCUGCAAGAGGAUGGACCAACUUCAGGGAGAGCCCUCAGGAGGAGACUGACCAUUCUACCUCUUGUGGCCACAAUGCUGACUGCCCGCCUCUUCAGACCGCUGUCACAUCUCCCUGGGAAAACCCUGAGUUUCUAUGAUAGAGAAAAGGGAACAAGACGCAUGCUGCUGCUCUACUCUGCCCCUCCUGGCCCUGUCAGCCGGCGCACUUAUUCCGACGAGGUGAACCCGGUUGGCAGCAAAGCUGUCCUGGUCACAGGCUGUGACUCGGGAUUUGGGUUCUCCUUGGCCAAACAUCUGCAUUCAAAAGGCUUCCUUGUGUUUGCUGGCUGCUUGAUGAAGGACAGAGGAAAUGAUGGGGUCAAGGAGCUCGACAGCUUGAAGAGCGAUCGACUAAGAACUGUUCAGCUCAACGUCUGCAAAAGCGAGGAAGUGGACAAAGUGGUGGAGAUUGUCCGCUCGGGCCUGGUGGACCCUGAGAAAGGCAUGUGGGGCCUGGUUAACAACGCGGGCAUCUCGACUUUUGGAGAGGUGGAGUUCACCAGCAUGGAGACCUACAAGGAGGUGGCAGAGGUGAACCUCUGGGGCACGGUGCGGAUGACAAAAUCCUUUCUGCCCCUCAUCCGAAGGGCCAAAGGCCGUGUUGUAAACAUCAGCAGCAUGCUGGGCCGCAUGGCCAACCCAGCCCGCUCCCCGUACUGCAUCACCAAGUUCGGGGUGGAGGCUUUCUCUGACUGCCUGCGCUACGAGAUGUACCCGCUGGGCGUGAAGGUCAGCGUGGUGGAGCCUGGCAACUUCAUUGCUGCCACCAGCCUCUAUAGCCCUGAGCGGAUCCAGGCCAUUGCCAAUAAGAUGUGGGACGAACUGCCUGAGGUGGUGCGCAAGGAUUAUGGCAGGAAGUACUUUGAUGAGAAGAUCGCCAAGAUGGAGACCUACUGCAACAGCGGCUCCACAGACACCUCCCCUGUCAUCAACGCCGUCACCCACGCUCUGACCUCUGCCAACCCCUACACUCGCUACCACCCCAUGGACUACUACUGGUGGCUUCGAAUGCAGAUCAUGACCCACUUGCCCGGAGCCGUCUCCGACAGGAUCUACAUACACUGAUGAGUUUCCCAUCAGCCUCUGUUGGGGAGCCCUGAGGGGCGGGAGGGAGGAUCUGGUGUCACCUCUUAAUUACCUACUUGUGCAUUAUCCACACACAGUCUACCAGUUUUAGGAUUCAUCAGAGGGGAAAGCCCAGCCCUACUUGGGGUGCACAGUGCAUGCCUGGGCCUUUGCAGUCAGGGUGUGGAGUGUGUGCAGGGCUCGGCUCCACAACCUCAGGGCAUACAUGGUACAUCCGUCUUGCAGGAGGUGACUUCAUACAAAGGGUUUGGGAUGACGUGUUUAUAUUAAAAACAGAUUUAUUAUGAAUUCUUUACAUUUUAAAGCUAAAAAUCAGUUAAAAAAAUGUAUCUCACUUGAUCCUUACACCAGCCUUAUACGUAAAAAGGACAGAUAGGUGUUUCUUUGGUGUGUGAACUUGCGGCCCAAAGAGGAUACACGAGUAACCCAUUUAUUGCCUAUAAAUGGUCCAAGUUGUGUGCCCCUGCCAUUGCUGUAGCAUGAUUUGUGUCCCAGGGCUGCUCUGAAUCCAGUUACCUGAGAAUCCUGUGAUGAGCUCGGUAUCCUUGCCUGAGCCAUACAUACCAUGUGCCCACUGUGCACCCCUUUGCAUGUCCAUGGUGCCUUGUGUGUGACCCAAAGCCAGCAAUUCCAAGGGGUGUGGACAUUCUGGAAAUUUCCAUUUGUGAUUUCUCCACCCUCUCUUAGGACUUGUGUAAAGGUGCUUAUUGUGUAGAGGUGGCUAAGAGGUGCUUGUUGGUUUGUUUCUGGUUUGAGUCUGCUUAGUUUUGCCUGGGCUGCAAAUAGUGUUGGGACAUCCUUGGCAGGAGCCAUGGUACAUAAGCCUGCAUCAGGGGUAGGUGCAGGCUCCCUGCCUGUCUCAUGUGCUACGUACACUACGUACACACACACACACACACACACACACACACACACACACUCUCCCCCCCCCCCCCCCCCCCCCCCCCCCCCCCCCCCCCCCCCCCCCCCCGCCUCUCUCUCUCUCUCUCUCUCUCUGUGGCCUUUACUGAUGGUUUGCUUUCCUGUUAUGGCCUUAUUUGUAAUUAAAAAGCCAGGUCACUGAUA
Messenger RNA from Suricata suricatta (meerkat), 2545 nucleotides. RefSeq names its product 3-hydroxybutyrate dehydrogenase 1 (gene BDH1). The transcript is spliced from 7 exons. Bases 326 to 1459 code for a protein of 377 amino acids. The record is from RefSeq and is a predicted model, not a curated record. Lineage: Eukaryota; Metazoa; Chordata; Mammalia; Carnivora; Herpestidae. Gene Ontology annotation, molecular function: oxidoreductase activity.